Molecule: messenger RNA, 2256 nt
Organism: Camarhynchus parvulus
Lineage: Eukaryota; Metazoa; Chordata; Aves; Passeriformes; Thraupidae
Gene: CD2AP
Product: CD2 associated protein
Exons: 18
Coding region: 209-2137 (642 amino acids)
Molecular function (GO): protein binding
Source: RefSeq, a predicted model, not a curated record
GGCUGAGCCGCCGGUGCCGGAGCUCGGUUGAGGCGGCAGCAGGAGCGGCGGGACGGGACGGGCGAGCGGCUCCUCUGCCCCGGGCCGCCCGCGGCUCGGAGCCGCCCCUUCCACGCCCGUAGCGCUACGGAUGGAGCCGCAGUGCCCGGCUUGAGCGUGUCGGCGGGACCAGGAGCCGCUCCGCCGAGCCUGGGCGGGCGGUCGCAGCAUGGUGGACUACAUUGUGGAAUAUGACUAUGAUGCAGUGCACGAUGAUGAGUUAACAAUCCGAGUUGGGGAAAUCAUCAGGAAUGUGAAAAAACUGGAGGAAGAAGGAUGGCUGGAAGGGGAGUUAAAUGGCAGAAGGGGCAUGUUCCCUGACAAUUUUGUGAAGGAAGUUAAGAAGGAUGUAGAGCCCAAGGAUGAUGCUGUGCCACUCAGGAGGGAGAAAUCUGGCAAUGUAGCCAGUCUUGUGCAGCGAAUGAGCAGCUAUGGGCUUCCAGCAGGAGGAUUUCAGCCUCAUCCCCCGUCCAAAGGCUUCAAGAAGAGGUCCAAGAAGCGGCAGUGCAAAGUGCUCUUCGACUACAUCCCACAGAAUGAGGAUGAGCUGGAGCUCAAGCUGGGGGAUGUGAUUGACAUCAUUGAUGAGGUAGAAGAGGGAUGGUGGAGUGGAAUGCUAAAUGGCAAGGCAGGGAUGUUUCCUUCAAACUUUGUGAAAGAAUUGGAAUCAAUGGAUGAUGGCGAAACACAGGAUGCUCUGGAUGACACAGAGCCUGUUUUCAAUAGUCCUACCUCACCUGUGACCUCUCCAGGAAAUGGGAGUGAACCUGCUUUGGGACCAGCACAGCCAAAGAAAAUCCGAGGUGUUGGGUUUGGAGAUAUCUUUAAGGAAGGCUCAGUGAAACUUAAAACAAGAUUAUCCAGUAAUGAAUCAGAAGAUAAAAAGCAAGAUAAGCCAUUACCUAACCAUCCUCCUGGAACAAAGUUAAUUCAUUUUCCCAGUACAACAAAAACUGAAAACACACCUGAAGUAAUAAAACCAGAAGCUGAAAGUAAACCAAAAGCCAAGGAAUAUUGCAGGACAAUAUUUUCCUAUGAUGGCUCAAAUGAUGAACUUAGCUUUAAAGAAGGCGAGAUCAUUCAAAUAAUCAGUAAGGACACUGGAGAGCCGGGCUGGUGGAGAGGAGAGCUCAAUGGUAAAGAAGGAGUCUUCCCAGAUAACUUUGCUGUUCAAAUACAAGAGUCAGAUAAAGACUUCCCUAAGCCAAAGAAACCUCCACCUCCAGUUAAAAGUCCAGCUUCAAGACCUGAAUUGCCAGCUGGAGAGAAGAAAUUCCUUUCUUUGAGGCCAGAAGAAAAAGAUGAAAAAGGAGCUUUGGAUCAGAAGCCUUUGAAGCCACAAGCUCCUCAAGUACCACCCAAGAAGCCCAUUCCUCCAAGCAAGACCAACAGCCUACUGAGAGCAGGGCUUUUGCACCCAAAACGUCCAGACAAACCUGGUUUGCCAUCAUCUGCAUCCAAAACUAAUGGAGAAGUUGUUACUCUUCGACCGAAAUCUGAAGUUGAGCCAGUAGCAAAACCAAAGUUAGACUCUGAACCAUUGCCACUCAGACCAAAAUCAGUAGAGGUAGAUUCACUUGUGGUAAAGAGCUCUAAAGAAUCAGAUCUGUUAAGCUUUGAUGAUGUCAUAGCUACCUCAGAUAAUCUGUCACACCCGACUGCGAACCGGCCCAAGAUGCCUGGUAGGAGGCUGCCUUCCCGUUUCAAUAGCAGUAGUCCUGCAAGUCCAAAUGUGGGUCCAGAAAAAAUUUUGAAGGUGCAGAAAGAAGAGGAAAGUGCCAAACCAAAGCCAGUUGAAACAAAGAAGCCAUCUGCAUUCAGCCCACUGAUUCCACCUUCAUCUCAGAGACCAAGCUCGGUCAUACUCGACUUUUUACCUGGAGACCUCCAACUGAAAGGAGAAACAUAUGAGGAAAAAAUUUCUGUGGAAGAACUCAGGACUCAGAUUAAUGAUUUAAUGGGUUUAGUAGACGCCCUGAAGAAAGAGCAUGGGAGAGAACUGGAAAAACUAAAGAAGGAUUUGGAAGAAGAGAAGCUGUUGCGAAGCAAUCUGGAGCUUGAAAUAGAAAAAUUGAAGAAAGCAGUGAUGUCUACAUGAGACAGCUAUGGACUCAAUGUUUUUAACUCGCCAGGAAUUCAAAGCUGAACACAAGGAGAACUGACUCUUAUUUCAUUAUAAUGGAUGCUCUGGUGUUCUACAGUCUUAAAGAAAAAAUA